CUCAAUCAGGAAGUGGAGAAAACAACUACGAAGAAUAAGUUGGAUAAAAUUCUUCAUUCCGACUCGUCCGGUCAGACUCUUCGCUCACAACCGGUCGGUGCGCUCGUGGUUCGGAUUGAGAAAAAGUAACGCUUGGAAGCUCACUCUCUGGGGUCCGAUAGAAUCCUGAAGGACGUGUACCAAAGGUCAUGGAGAUUAUUUGCCCCAAUUGAAAGUGCUAUCUCAUACUCAGCCAGCACGUGAGUGGCGGUCGGAGAGUGCACAGUCUAAGUCAGCUGGUGGUCAUGUGUGAAGCUGCGUUCUGAUGCCCACCCUCCACUCAGCGUUGGCCAUGGACGGGGAGAACUACCUGCAUCCAGAAGGCCCUCAGCUGGACAGCAGCAUGUUCUCUGUGGCUCCCUCAAACAUGGAGAACUCAGUAUAUGCCUCUUCUGGUUCCUGGGGAUCCUUCGCUCAGCAGCCUGGAUACAGCAUACACUGCCCUAUGCAAUCUGGAAACCAGCAAUACCACUUGAACAACAGCACUACAGCCACCACUCCAGAUGUGCAAAUGGACAUGUACACAGGAUUCCCUGACAUGGACUUUUCCAGCCUCACCCUUCCCAGGAAUGGUGAUUUCCCCCAGGAUCUGUCCUGCAUUGAUGAGCUCUCUACGAACUCUCUGUUCUCCUCUCCGGCUGACUCAUUGUCGGAGUAUGCUGAUGCCCAGCCCUUCAUCACCACAAAUAACCUGGACACAGUGCCCACUCUCUGGGAUGUCAACACUAGUACCACCACCACACCAGCACAGAGCCAGUUACAGCAGAAUGGCAGCAGCAGGUUUCAAGGCUUGGCCAGUUUGGAUGAUAUAACUGCUAUUAUCAGCACCCCACCUUUAGGAGGAUUCCAGGCUCAGAGAACCCAAUCACCCCCAGAGGAGGAAGAGGAGGCUGAGGAAGAGGAGACAGAGGAACUGGGACAUGUGGACACAUAUGCCGAGUACAGACCUUCCAAAUCCACUAUAGGAAUUAAUCAUCCUGACAUAGUGGUGGAGACGAACACGCUAUCCAGUGUUCCUCCUCCUGACAUCACAUAUACUCUUUCCAUCCCCGAGUCAACCAUCAACAGUGGACUGCUGUCUGCUCUGCAGCUAGAGGCUAUCAUCUACGCCUGCCAGCAACAUGAAGUAAUCCUUCAAAACAACCAGAGGGCAGGCUUCCUGAUCGGCGAUGGAGCAGGCGUCGGAAAGGGGCGCACCGUGGCAGGAAUCAUCCUGGAGAACUACCUUAAGGGAAGAAAGAAAUCCCUAUGGUUCAGCAUAUCCAAUGACCUGAAAUUUGAUGCAGAGAGAGAUCUCAAAGACAUAGAUGCUCCUAAUAUUCCUGUGCAUGCCUUAAACAAGAUAAAGUAUGGAGACACAGCUACCUCAGAAGGAGUCCUGUUUGCAACGUACUCUGCGCUGAUUGGAGAGAGCCAGGCAGGAGGGCAGCACCGGACGAGAAUCAAGCAGAUCCUGGACUGGUGCAAGCCAGAUUUCGAUGGAGUUAUUAUUUUUGAUGAAUGCCACAAAGCCAAGAAUGCCACAUCUACAAAGAUGGGCAAGGCAGUGCUCGAUCUGCAAAACAAGCUGCCACGGGCGAGGGUUGUUUAUGCCAGUGCCACAGGUGCCUCUGAGCCAAAGAACAUGAUCUAUAUGAGCCGCCUGGGAAUCUGGGGUGAGGGCACGCCUUUCAGAGCCUUUGAUGACUUCCUGCACGCCAUUGAGAAAAGAGGUGUCGGGGCCAUGGAGAUCGUUGCCAUGGACAUGAAAGUGAGCGGGAUGUACAUCGCCCGGCAGCUGAGCUUCUCAGGGGUGUCUUUCCGCAUCGAGGAGAUUGGACUAGACAGUGACUUCAAACUGGUCUACAACAAAGCAGCCACACUGUGGGCGGAGGCACUGCGAUUGUUCAUGCGUGCAGCAGAUGAGUUGGGUCUGGUCAGCAGGAAGUCUCUAUGGGGGCAGUUCUGGUCGUCUCACCAGCGCUUCUUCAAAUAUCUCUGUAUUGCUGCCAAGGUCCGCUGCCUGGUGGAGCUGGCCCAAAAAGAGCUGCAGGCUGGAAAGUGCAUUGUCAUCGGGCUGCAGUCUACCGGAGAGUCUCGCACCAGAGAAGUGUUGGAUGAGAAUGACGGGCAUCUAGACAGAUUUGUCUCUGCAGCAGAGGGAGUUUUCCAGUCUCUCGUAACGAAGCAUUUUCCUUCAGAAAAACAGCGGAGAGAGAAGGCACCAGGAAAUAAGAGAAAACGGAAGCCUCGCGGUCGUCAGACCAAGGUACCCAAGCACACAGUGGACAGCAGCGGUGCGAUCACCAUCACUGACGACAGCAGCAGUGACUCGGAUGGCAUGGACACAGACUCCAACUCCUCACCCGACUCCCUGCUGGACAACGACGACGUCAUCUUUGUGAAUCACACGAGCUUUCAGACAGCCCGAAUAGAAGAGAUGAAGCAGACCCUCCUCAAUAAAAUAUCAGAACUGGGAAAAGAACUACCUCUUAAUACAUUGGAUGAGCUCAUUGACAAGUUCGGAGGACCAGAUAAAGUCUCUGAGAUGACUGGUCGCAAAGGUCGCGUGGUGCGGCGUCUUGAUGGCAGCGUGCGCUAUGAGUCCCGGGCUGAGCAAGGCCUCACAAUCGAUCACAUCAACAUCAAGGAGAAAGACCGCUUCAUGAGUGGAGAGAAGUUGGUGGCCAUCAUCUCUGAAGCAGCCAGCUCUGGGAUUUCCCUGCAGGCCGACAAGCGAGUGAAAAACCAGAGGCGAAGGGUCCACAUGACCCUGGAGCUGCCUUGGAGUGCAGACAGAGCUAUUCAGCAGUUUGGUCGAACACAUCGAUCCAAUCAGGUCACAGCCCCAGAGUACAUCUUCCUUAUCUCAGAGCUUGCUGGAGAGAGGCGUUUCGCCUCGAUUGUGGCUAAGAGACUAGAGAGCCUGGGAGCAUUAACCCAUGGAGACAGAAGAGCUACUGAAUCCAGAGAUCUGAGCAAGUACAACUUUGAGAACAAGUAUGGCACCAAGGCUCUUGAUAAAAUCACCAAAGCUAUUCUUGGCCACAUAGAGAACAAGGUGCCCCCUCCUAAAAGCUACCCUGGUGGGGAGGCCAUGUUCUUCAGAGAGAUGAAAAAUGGAAUGAUAGAUGUCGGCAUCUUUUGCAGAGAGUCUCGCUUCGGGAUCAGUACUGAGAAAGACUGCAGCAUCACCAAGUUCCUGAAUCGCAUCCUUGGCCUUGAGGUCCACAAGCAGAAUCAUCUCUUCCAGUACUUCACUGACAACUUUGACUACCUAAUCGAGAAGGACAAGAAGGAGGGCAAAUACGACAUGGGAAUCCUCGACCUCGCACCAGGUAACGAUGAGAUUUAUGAGGAGAAGCAGGAAACUUUCCUGACAGUUGGGAAUCCUCAGGAUGGGCAGGUUGUUCUUUAUAAGAUCAGCGUGGACAGAGGAAUGCCCUGGGAUGAGGCCUACAACAGGUCGCUGAAGGCCACUGGUCCUGAUGAGGGAUUCUACUUGUCCCAAAAGCUGCGAGGGAACCACCCGUGUGUGUUGCUCGCUGAACAAGGACGAGGGAAGAACUUCAUCGUCUACAAGCCCAACAUUGGCAAGCAGACUCACCCAGAGAGCCUCGACAACCUGCAUCAACGAUACCGGAAGGUGACUCCUGAGGAAGCCAGGGACAGCUGGGAGGCGCAGUUCAACUUCUCCUUCAAGAAGUGCAGCCAUGCCAACUGGAAUGGGAAGUGUAAGAAAAUCGAGGAGGGUCAGGAAUGUCUGCAGGGCAUGCGUCUCCGUCAGUACCACAUGCUGUGCGGUGCCUUGCUGCGGGUGUGGAAGCGCGUGUCCGACGUCGUGUCAGACAUCACCAACACCAGCAUCCUGCAAAUCGUGCGCCUUAAAACCAAACAGCAUAACAAGCAAGUUGGCAUCAAGAUCCCAGAGAACUGCGUGGCCCGAGUUCGCGAGGAGCUGCUGCAGAUGGAUGAGGAGGUGAAGAGGAGGCGAAAGGAGAAGGAGCAGCAGGCUGCGGAGCAGCGACUGGCCGAGGAGCGCAUGCGUACUUUGGAGCAGAAUAACAAACACCUCCUGGCAGAUCUGUUCAGCCGGAACCCGGUGCCGAACCAGUCCCUCACUCAGAAUCAUAUCCUCAAACAGAAACUGAACCAAAACGCUCUGCCGGGGCCUGGGAGCAUCUCCCAGCUGCAGAGAAUGCAGCCCCAAAGCCCGUCGGCUUUACAGCACCCCCGACACAACUUGGCCACGUUGCCCUUACAGCGAAACCCCAACCAGGCCCAGCAAAGGACCCAUAAUCCCUGGCUCGAUAACUCCCCCUCAUCAUCUGUCCCCACCCAGAGUCAUCUGACCAACUCAGUCAGCCUUAACUUCUCUCAGUUCUAUCCCCAGAAUUUCCUCCCAACUUUCCAGUUGCCCAAAAACCCGUCGCUCCUCCAGACCGCACCGUCUCCCAGCAUGUCUUCCAAGGAUCCGCUGGAUGAGAUUCUAGACCUGACCGUCAGCUCGCCGUCCCCGUCCCCCGACAGCACCGAGGGUGGGCUGAGUCUGGACAAUCUGAGGGGCAACUCCGCAGCGUUCCCAGACGACUUUAGCCUGGAGCCGCUGAUUCCUCAGAGUGCGACUAAUGCGCAACACGUGCCGCAAAUCCAGCAGCCACUUUUGCUCCAGCAGCAGCAGCAGCAGCAGCAGCAGCAGCAGAGCCACAGCCUGCUGACCAAUAACCACCACCCUGACUUUUUUGAUUUAUUAGACUUACCCCAGUCUCCCCAGGUGCAGACACAGAAAGCCAGCCCCUCAUCCUCUACCUCCUCAGGCUCUUCCUCUACAUCCUCUGCCUCGUCUCUGUCAAACAACAUGGUUCCUAUCUUCUCCAGCCCGCCCUCGUCCUCUUUGUUCUCCAACUCUUCCCCUUGCUUCCCCUCCUCUUUUCUCCUGCCCCAGUCAGACUCGGUUCCAUUACCCAACGGCCACUGCAAUUCGGGCGCUCUUGACGUUCGCGAGGCUCUGAACAGCAUGCUACAGGCCGGCCCGGACCGCAAGUCUGUCAUUCAGUACCGGCAACAAGAAUAAGAGCUCCCUCCGGCGACGGCUCAUCUGGACUCAGUUUAACUUUGAGUAUUUCUGUUGUCUUUUUAAAGCAGAUUGCGUCUUGUUCUGCUGCUGUCUACGAACGCGCCCUCUGGACCUACUCCCUCCCUUCUCAGGGCCUUUAGUCAAAGUCACUGCCUGUCCUGCGCUGGGAUCCUUCCCCCUCCUCUCUCUCUCUCUCUCUCUCUCUCUCUCUCUCUAGUAACCUGUAGCACUCAGUUGCUUGAAGCCGUGUCGAGAAUGGCGGGCUCGAUCAAUAUCAGAUUUGUGCACCAAAGUGUGUCCUCCAUGAUAAAAGGCAGCUGUAAAACAAACAAAAAAAAGAAGUGGGGAAAAAAAAAAACUAUUUUAUCAACAGGUGAGCUGUCGAAACAUAGGCUCUGUCAGUGAGGUGUGGAAAUCUUUACUGAACCUCCCGCUGCUGAUUUUUACGAGGUAAGAUUGGUGAAGUUGCUGGAAGCUCCAAGAUGCCAUUCACCAGUUGGAACGCCACAUGGUUAGACUUUGCUUUUACUGUUACUUUGCUUCAUGGCCAUUUGUCUUGAUACAAAAGGAGAAAAGAAAAACCCUGUAUGAAGACAUAAUUUGAGUGAAACAUGCAUUGAACUGGAAAGACGAGAGAAAAGAUGUGAAAUCUUUCAGCUGAUUUAGCCAUGAAAUGCCUCAGUUUUAUUUACCUUCUUACACGCUCCCUCGUGUUUCUCUCCAUACGCAUACGAACACUAGCGUGAGCUGAAAGGGAGAGGAAGAGCAGUCUGCUGUUGCAAACAGUGCCUUUGGAGAAACCUAUAAAUGCAGUCUUUAAAAAUCCAUGUAGCCUAAUGUAUAGAUUUGUACUCUUGAGCAUUGGUUUUAACUUAAUGGUAUAUUUGUAUUUAACUUCUAGCCCCCCCCCCCCCCCCCCUCCUGUCGGUUGUUGUUUGUGCUACAAUAUGCUGGUGUUGGGUUUCAGGAAAGCGCCUCUGUUCAGCCUGUGUGCGCUGGUGUGAUUAUCUGUGCUGCCGCUCUGAGGUGAAGAGCAACGGACUCGUCCUUUAUCCGUCUCCUUUAAUGUCCCAGGUGAACCGGAAGCGGGCUCAUGUGAUGAAAACAUGAGUAGCGUGGGCGGAAAAAUGGUGUUCACGUAUGUUAUUUCCUCACACACACAAAAACACACCUUAGUAUGGGUUGUUUUUUUUUUUUUUUUCAUCGGACAAAAAGGAAAAAAAAAACAUGUUGGCGAUGUGACUCUUAUUUUUGGAAUUCCUCAGGAAAUCUUGAGUAUUUUUUUCUUGUUAUUAUGUAUGUUUGACCAAGACAGAUAUUACAAUUUGUUCUUUAGUUUUCGACUCAAAUGGCAAAUAAUUUCAGUCAUCACUCAAAGUUCGGAAGAAGAAAAAAACCCUCUUAUGCAUAGGAAAGCAUGGCUUUGUUUGUAGCGGUAAAUUUGUUUUCUGUCUUUCAGUAGACUCCAACAAAUAUCUGACUACAUGUGUGUCCGUUUGAGGCGCUCAGGCCCUAAAAGAAUAAACCCUUCAAAAGACUCAUCAAGCUCACUGUGUAUGAUAGUGCAUAUUUAAAAACCUGUGAGAUGUGGUCUCCUUCGUGUGGAAAAAAAAAGAAGAAAAAAAAAAUCCGUGCACUGUAGUUGGUUUGUGACAAAAAUGCCGGGAGAAGUUCAACUGAUCAAAGAGCAAUAAACCAUAAUCUUAUGUUUGUUUAUCAGACAGAGAAGCCUAAAGUGCUGUGUGUGCGCCGCAGGCAACAGGCUUUGUGGUUACCUUUGCAUGGUAUGAUUAUUUUAUAUAUAUAUAUAUAUACAUAUAUAUAUAUAUACAUGUUGUGCUUCGUAGUUUUUUUUUAGUUGAACACGUUCAAAAAUGCAUACAACCUUCUUUGUAAAGUACGUUAUCACAGGAUGAGCGCAAUGCGUUCUGGAUGUUUUAGUCUUGAUAAAAGUUGUUGUUAUUUAUAUUUAAGGGAUAUUUAGAUCUUAGAAACGUUAUCUUGCUUAUUAUAAUAGUCAACGACAUGUUUGGUCAGGGAAGUUACGAGUUUUCAAACUUGCUAUAAAGACAAAUUCUAUUAUAACCUGCCACCAAAUAAGAUUGCACUGUCCUGUACUGCUGUACAGCGUCUGGAUUUAUUUCUGCUCUGUUCAGUCUUUCUGUUUUUUUUUUUUUUGUUUUGGGUUUUUUUUUGUUGUUGUUGUUUGGGGGUUUAUUUUUCCUUUCUUUCUUUCUUUUUUUUUUCAUUUCUUGAAGCGAUUUGUUUCUCCAGCUUGUAGACCUUCGUCAGGCCUUCAGUUUGCAGAGAGAUACCAAAGUAUUCCACACACACCCCUAAAGUUACUGGCUCUAAGAUAUCAGACCUUUUAUCAAUCUCAGGAAGAAACUUAGCAGAGGUGUAACAGCGGGGCGUUGGCAGAAAUAUAUCAUUUCCCCUUAUAACAGUGGUGAAACUAAUGAAUACAUGUGCUAUUUUUUUCUUAACUCUGUGCUGUGACUCUUGCUGUAUUUAUGUUUUGGACUCAAUGUGAUGGGUUUGUUGUUUGUCUAUGUGAAAAUGUCAGUGAUUUUACAUGUUUAUGCCUUCUUAGGGCAAAGAUGAAAGGCUGUUUCUCUUUUGGAAACUUUUUUUUUUUUUCUUUUUCUGUGGACAGAUUUUGUUUGUGUCGUAGCUGUUGGACAUUUAAUUCACAGUCACGCUGACAUUUUUUUCACAAAGUCGCAGCUCGGUUACGCCGUAUAAUGUGCUCGUCCAGACCUUCACCCCUCUCUGACCUUACACAGAUUCUCACUGAUGCUCUUUUAUUUGUGGCAGAUUUUCCACCACUGCUCCUUUUGCUUUCAAUAUUCCUCAUCAGGCACAUUCCAGGACGUUCAGUCUGCAAGGGUUUCACCUUCAUUUUGUGUUUUACAGUCACUAUAAAAAGCUUUAUGCAACUGAGGGAUAUGGACAAGCAGUUUUAAGGUUUUUUUUUUAAUUAUUAUUUUGUUCCCACCUUUCUUCAUGUUGUCAGGCCUUUAAUCAUUUUAUUAUUUUGCACUAAGAAUGGCAUAAUCGAGUUACUGUUUUCUUGUUGGUUAUGAUUGAGCGUCACACAGCUUGUCGUGUUUCUGUUCUUUGAUGGAUUUUGAUGGCUCUAUGUAUACUGUAACCAUCUCUCUUGUUUCUCCACCAUUUGCAUAUUAUAUAAAUGUUAUCACUCUCAAAUAAUUUAUUGCUAACAAAAAAAAAUAUUGAAACAAAAAACAUGCUACUGAUUGUAUGUAUUUUUAAACAAAGCCUAUUUUUUCUGUAAAAAAAAAAUGUGUUCAGCACUUUUAUUCUGGGUUAUGCUUUUGUUUUCUAUAUAUUUAUAAUUUAGAUCCAAAUGUAUAUAUUGUAAAAUUUGUGCCUUUCAACUAAUUCUUUAAAAAGGUUUUCUACUCAUUAAAGGAAGGACUAUAUGAAAAUGCAAUCUUAACUUUGUAAACAAAUAAAAACUUCAAGAUUGCUGAAA
This is a messenger RNA of Salarias fasciatus (jewelled blenny), 8594 nucleotides long. It is a transcript of the gene sbno2b, whose product is annotated as strawberry notch homolog 2b. The transcript has 33 exons. The record is from RefSeq and is a predicted model, not a curated record. Gene Ontology annotation, cellular component: nucleus. Gene Ontology annotation, biological process: regulation of DNA-templated transcription. Gene Ontology annotation, molecular function: histone binding; chromatin DNA binding. Bases 305 to 5092 code for a protein of 1595 amino acids. NCBI's taxonomy places the organism in Eukaryota, Metazoa, Chordata, Actinopteri, Blenniiformes, Blenniidae.